CUCCGGGUGGUCAGAGGCUCCGCGGGUUCUCCACGCAGGUGACCUGCGCGCUCCGCUCUGCCAUGUCGUCCGGCAGCCGCGUGGCGCUGGUGACCGGGGCCAACAAGGGCAUCGGCUUGGCCAUCGUGCGGGACCUGUGCCGCCACUUCUCGGGGGACGUGGUGCUCACGGCGCGGGACCCGGCGCGGGGCCAGGCGGCCGUGCAGCAGCUGCAGGCCGAGGGCCUGAGCCCGCGCUUCCACCAGCUGGACAUCGACGACCCGCAGAGCAUCCGCGCCCUGCGCGACUUCCUGCGCAGGGAGUACGGGGGCCUGGACGUGCUGGUCAACAACGCGGGUAUAGUUUUUCAGCCUAGUGACCCCACGCCCUUCCAUGUUCAAGCGCACAUGACCAUGAAGACGAACUUUUUCGGCACCCGCGACGUCUGCACAGAGUUACUGCCUCUAGUGAGACCCCAAGGCAGAGUGGUGAAUGUGUCUAGCAUGGAGAGCCUCAGAGUUCUUCAAAGGUGCAGCCCAGAACUACAGCAGAGAUUACACAGCGAGACCAUCACAGAGGAGGAGCUGGUGGGGCUCAUGACCAAGUUUGUGGAAGACACCAAGAAGGAUGUGCACCAGAAAGAGGGCUGGCCAGACGCUAUGUAUGAUACAGACUUGGGGGACAUCAUUAUCAGGUUCAGUAUUGCAUACGGAGUGACAAAGAUAGGCGUUAUAGUCUUGUCCAGAAUCCUUGCUAGGAAGCUCAGUGAGCUGCGGAAAGGAGACAGAAUCCUCCUAAAUGCCUGUACCCCGGGUUGGGUUAGAACUGACAUGGGUGGUCCCAGGGCCCCCAAAAGUCCAGAAGAGGGAGCAGAGACCCCUGUGUACUUGGCCAUUUUGCCCCCAGAUGCUGAGGGGCCUCAUGGACAGUUCGUUUCAGAGAAGAAAGUUGUGCAGUGGUGACCUGGACUCACAGCUCCCUCCUUGUGCCCUCUAUUGUACCUGGUCCUGAUUAAACCCUGGCUUGGUGACUCA
This is a messenger RNA of Otolemur garnettii (small-eared galago), 1013 nucleotides long. RefSeq names its product carbonyl reductase [NADPH] 1-like. Bases 63 to 941 code for a protein of 292 amino acids. Gene Ontology annotation, molecular function: carbonyl reductase (NADPH) activity. The transcript has 3 exons. The record is from RefSeq and is a predicted model, not a curated record. Lineage: Eukaryota; Metazoa; Chordata; Mammalia; Primates; Galagidae.